Dreissena polymorpha is the source of this 1182-nucleotide messenger RNA. RefSeq names its product calmin-like. Gene Ontology annotation, cellular component: meiotic nuclear membrane microtubule tethering complex; nuclear outer membrane; cytoplasm. Gene Ontology annotation, molecular function: actin filament binding. Gene Ontology annotation, biological process: nuclear migration. NCBI's taxonomy places the organism in Eukaryota, Metazoa, Mollusca, Bivalvia, Myida, Dreissenidae. The record is from RefSeq and is a predicted model, not a curated record.
AUGGACAGUCCUGGCCCGAUGUCCCCGGGCGGCGCCGGCGACAAGGGGAGGAAAGGGGAUGAACAAGAGAGGGUACAAAAGAAGACGUUCACAAACUGGAUGAAUACAUAUCUUAAACAAAAGAUCCCCCCUAUGAAGGUAGAGAACCUGUUUGCUGAUAUCAAAGAUGGGGUGGUCCUACUAUCAUUACUUGAGGUCCUCUCGGGAGAGAAACUGGCAAUGGAGCGAGGCAAAUUGAAGAGGGUUCACUAUUUCAGCAACUUAUCAACCGCCCUAAAAUUUCUGGAGAAUAAAAGGAUUAAACUUGUGAACAUCAAUGUUUCGGACAUUGCUGAUGGCAAAUCUUCAAUUGUGCUGGGUCUUAUUUGGAUCAUCAUCUUGUUCUUCCAGAUUAAGGAGGUGAUGGUUCCCCAGGAAACGGAAGGUACAGAGCAGCUCCCUAUAACUGCCCUCGACAAGAUUCGCGUGAAUGCAAAGAAAGCUCUCCUGUCGUGGACAGAAAAUGCUAUAACAAAACGAUACGGUAUCGAAGUCAAAGAUUUUGGCAGAAGUUUGCGAGACGGUCUUGCCUUCAAUGCAAUCAUACACACGAUCCGACCUGACCUUGUGGACAUGGACCAGGUAAGAAAACAGAGCGCCAGGGUCAACAUUGAGAGUGCCUUCUCGAUCGCUGAAGAUCACCUUGGAAUCGCGAGACUUCUUGACCCUGGAGACGUGGAUGUCGCCAAACCUGAUGAGAAAUCUGUGAUGACUUACGUUGCUCAAUUCUUGAAGACCUACCCAGAGGCUGGAGAGGACCAAUCUUUACGAAAGAAGUCGCAGAAUUUUGCUGAACAGGAAUUGGCCGACUACAAGGAGUUGCUUACCUGGUAUCAGACGGAGGCUGAGGAGGUGCUGACGAUCGUUGAGCCUGUCGAAGACAUGCAUCAGGAGUACAUGGACUAUUUGGCCUUCAAAGCAGAAGUGGACAGAAGGGGGCAUAUUUAUUACAAACUAGACGAAAAAGUCCGAACUGGAAAAUCUGUAAAAUUCACAUCAGAAACCUUCAAACCCCUCGAAGAGUCAUGGAAGAAAGUGGUUCGACAGACGCGCGUGUGGCUGUGGAAAUUGGGCGCGAGUCUGCCAGAAACUUGGAAAGUUUGGCGAUUGGGUGAACCAGGCAGAGGAGAUUUUGGAGCUUGA